AUGGGUUCUAUCGCUCUCGAUAAGGAGACUAGCGCGCCAGCCACGCAGAACGAGAAGAAUCCUGACUUCUCCAAGCUGCGUGAAUCUGCAACCGACGCAAUAGACGGGGCUGAGCGACAGUUGCGCGAGCUGAAUCGACAGAUUCACGACAACCCGGAACUCGCAUACAAGGAGUAUCAAGCUGUGGAGAACAUAUGCAGGUUUCUCGAGUCUCAUGACUUUGGUGUCCAAAGAGCAACGUACGGCUUGGAAACAUCAUUCACGGCCGAGGUCGGCUCCAGUGGCCCCUUGGUGAUCAUCUGUGCCGAAUAUGAUGCACUUCCGAACAUUGGCCACGCGUGUGGCCAUAAUUUGAUUGCAACUUCAUCCAUUGCCGCUUUCGUUGGCGCCACCAGAACAUUAACGAAGUCUGGCCUGUCCGGAAGGAUCCGACUUCUAGGCACACCAGCAGAGGAGGGCGAGGGUGGCAAGGUUAAGCUGAUUCAAGCUGGUGCAUUCAAGGAAGAUAUCGCAGCUGCAAUCAUGGCGCACCCCUUGGCCAGACACCAGUUUGAGAAAGGGUUUUCAGGCCUUGCUGGAAUGAGGAUGAUCGGAAGCUACAAGUUCCGCGUCGAAUUCAGAGGUAAGGAGGCCCACGCUGCAGGAGAGCCAUGGAAUGGUGUGAACGCGCUCGAUGCGGCAGUUGCAGCGUACAACAACAUCUCGUUACUGCGUCAGUCAAUGCGGCCGGAUGAGCGCGUGCAUGGCGUGUUUGAGGAAGGCGGAACGGUGCCGAACAUCAUCACCGAAUACACUCGAAUGAACUGGUAUGUGCGCAGCCCGUCGAUGAAGCGUGGCAAAGCCCUUCUAGACAAGGUCCGGAAGUGUUGCGACGCAGCAGCGCUGAGCACUGGUUGUACACUGAACUACAAAGACAAUCCCACAUAUAAGGAUCUGCGGGUCAAUGAACCCCUCAGUCAGUGCUAUGUCAAUGAAAUGGCAUACAUUGGCGAGCAGGUUACCCUGAGACAAGAUGAAUGCUUCACGGCGUCAACGGAUAUGGGCAAGUCAGCUCCCUGCAAUGUCUCAUAUGAAGUGCCAUCCUUCCAUGGAGGCUUUGGGAUUCCCACGGACCCCGAUGUAGCGCAGCACCAUCCGCGCUUCGCACAUUUUGCGGGCCGUGACAGUGCCCACGAGGAAGCCAUCAAGGUCGGAAAGGGCAUGGCGCUGCUGGCGCUACGUGUCAUAACGGAUCCCGAACUGAUCAAAGACGCAAAGGCAGACUUUGACAUACCACCAGACGAGUGA
Molecule: messenger RNA, 1287 nt
Organism: Cyphellophora europaea CBS 101466
Lineage: Eukaryota; Fungi; Ascomycota; Eurotiomycetes; Chaetothyriales; Cyphellophoraceae
Exons: 3
Coding region: 1-1287 (428 amino acids)
Molecular function (GO): dipeptidase activity
Source: RefSeq, a predicted model, not a curated record